AUGAAGAUCUCUUUCAUCCUCGCGUCUGUCAUCUUUGGUGCGGUGGUCUCCGCGACCCCCGUCGUCCAAGAGGCCGUCUGCGACGUUGACAGCCAAGUCCUUUCAGAGUCGUGGAUCGGCGCGGAGAAGAACGUCAAGGUGACCACCUUAUUCUGCCCCAGUCUCGCCAAGGUGGGUCGUAGUGUGCUGGAGGAGCGCCAGGCGGCCCCCGUGAAUGUUUGUGGUGCCACCUGCAAUACGAACUGCUUCUUGCCAGCAGGAGGUGGACCAGACCCGAAUGACUGCAAUGUCAUUGCUGAUGCCUUGCGUUACGAGAGCGAGAACACUGGUGCGAUAUUCCAGGUCAACAACACCGCAGGUGGGAACACGAUUGCAAUGCAAUACAGGAGCUGCAGAACGUUUUUCUUGAACCAAGAUCUUCAACCUCUUGCUUAUUGUCGCACUGACUGGGCCGCCUUGAUUGACUGGAUUGCGCCGAACUGUCAGGCGACGCAGAAUGCUCACGGCGGCAACUGUGUGGCCAGUGACCAGCGCUGGUUUGUGCAAGUCCAGCACGUUUGA
Messenger RNA from Cyclocybe aegerita, 561 nucleotides. The record is from the annotation of a GenBank genome assembly. NCBI's taxonomy places the organism in Eukaryota, Fungi, Basidiomycota, Agaricomycetes, Agaricales, Hemipholiotaceae.